UUUCAAUAUACAUUCUGAUCAUCUGUGGUAUCACUAUCUUUUUGAAUGUUACAAUUCUCGUUUCGUCGUUUGUUUUCCUAGCUAAUUCAACUAUAGGAUUCGGUCAGCUUUGGUGAUGCAAAAUCUUAUCAGUCUCAUUAACAGUUAUUCCUAACGAAAUCGAAUCCUCAGCAUAUUGGAUAUUAGGAUGGUCGGGAUUUUUCACUUAACUUCCAAUGCUUACCUCUGAUGAUGUAGAACUGGCAUUGGAUUGCGGGGAAACGGUGGGUAUAUUUCAGCUUUGCGCUACACUCACUCAUGUUCACUGACUGAUGUGAUACGCCUGUGUACUUUUCGGCGCAUAAAUGUCAGAUACCAUGAUAUCAGCUAAAUCGGUUGUUGAUGUUUUUCCUCUCGGAUGUCAGUAUUUAUUGGAGUUUUGUCAUGAAGAUAGUAUGCGAAAUGGAUCAAGCACCUCACCAAGUGAUCAGCCUUCUGAUUUCUGGAGAACUUGGGGGUGUGGCGGACUGUUUAAUGAGCUGUAUAUCUCUCGAAAUACUAUCGUAUGGAGCUGUGGGACAGAAACAGCUUGUUCCUUUCCAGAGCUUGUACUCAAUUUCGAUACUCCAAUCAUAGACGCGUUCAAAUCUUCAUUCUUUCUACCUGCUCUUCAUUCUGGUCAGGGAUUUUUGCCUUAUGUAAAUGAGAAUAUACCUGGACGAAUUCAAGAAGGAUUGUCUAUUUUUGAGUCGGAACGGAUGACUUUUAUUGAUGAUUGUGGAGAACACUACACGGUACGGAUUCCAUGUCGUAUAAGAGAGGUUUGGUCUCUGAAUACUCUUAUUCUUCUUGAACGUCAGCCAAAUAAUUAUGAAGUCAGGUUCGACAAUCCUAACACAACACCUACGAGUUCAUGUGCGUUGUUUUCAAUGUUCAGCCUCACACACCCACUUGAUGAAGCUGCUCCUGUUAUCUUAAAAGUUCCUUUGCCUAAUGGAGGCUUUGGAAUAGGUUUCGUCAGUGAUAUACAUCUAAAAGUAAUUGGUGUUAUUGCAUCGCUCAAUUUGGUUAUAACAUAUCACUCCUUAACCAGGUUACAUUCUGUUUGGCUAUUAGAGAAGGCUUCGUCACAUGACUACAUAUAUUUGUAUCAAAUGGAUGCCGAUGGCCGCGCCAGUGUGGCUACACAUGCGUUGACUGGUCUGGUUUAUCAACCUGAAUCUGUGAAGCAUGUUAAAAGUCUUGAUAAAGAUUUGAGUACUUUUGAUGAACAUUCCAUCCAGUGUUCACCAAACUCCACCAUUUGUUUGAGUCCUUUCGCCGCAUCCUUAUCACGUCUAACGAGAACUGAAAAGCAAUCUUUUCGUCUUAAUCAUAGUGGCAAUCGUCGAUCUCCUGGUCAAUCCCUGUCUGCUACUUUUACGCCUACGAACCUCGAUUCUUACAUCAGCCGUCUUUCUAAUGUCACACCUAACAACUUGAGCCAUUUGCAAUGUACAGCCAACAGUCCGUCGGGUUUUCUUUUAAGAAGGGGAUCUCUUGUACAAGCACAGCAGGCAGGAAAUAUUUGCACACCCAAACCAGUAGUUAGCAUUCAAACUCCAAAGCACAACUCAAUCAACAUGACUACAUUACGUGGACGACUCUCUUCUACAAGACUCAAUAUUUAUUCUUCUAAUUUGCAUGAAACUCCUGUUCGAGCCGAAAAGCUCUACACUAUUGAUCCCGAUCAGGUUGAAAAUUUACUAGAUGAGCCACUGCUACCGAAAGUUUGUUUGCGUCUGGUAUGGUCAGAGACUUCUUCUGCGCGAUCGCAUAGUACACUAAAUAACAUUGGUCUUUUCAGUCCAUUAAAUAAUGAAUCCAGUUACAAAAAAGAAAACGUUGGUAAUUUUGUUCCUUAUGUCUCUGAUCUACCGGCUUCCGGUCGUUUUGCUUUGCUAAGUCGUCGUCUACCGAAUUUACCUUUUCGUGCAUCUAAAACUGAAUCACUUAUUUCUAAUAGUCCUAGUACUACGAAAAGUAAAGCUCUUUAUGGAAACUUAUGUAACUCUUCCCAGGCAGUAUCAAAGGAUAAAAAUGUUAUUCUUCCACAACAAAAGUCUGGUCCAGUGAAAGCAAGUGCAUUUUUGGCUGUUGAUAUAACAUCUACCUCGUGGGUUUGUUUUCUUACUGGUACAUCUGUUUCCGGCCGUAGACAGUCCAGAUUAGCUUGUUUGCGCAUAAAUGAUAAAUAUCUUGAUUGCAAGCAGCUUAACGACUCUCAAACAGUUUUUGGUGAUUUAGUUUAUCUUCGAGCCUGUGAUGCUGUGUAUGUGCCUUAUUCACGAAUAACUAUUUGUUUGGAACCUGGAGUUGGCAUAGUUUUAUACACAGGAAUCAAAAAGAUUUGUUUACUUGGUUUAAGUCCACCCCCGCUUCUCAGCAUGUACCUUGGCGUAGGUGGUCCACAAAUCGUAAAAUCAAGGUUGAGACAUGCUGCGUCGAUUGUUGAGAUACCCUUUAUUGUGCGAUCUGAUCUCUUGAACGCUGAACGCUGGCAUCAGAAUACAGUUUAUUCAGUGCUGUCUAAAUGUAUAUCUAUUAUAACUUCAAACCAAUUGUUGAUUGAUCAGUCUUAUACAGUUUCAUCUGGAUCAAAUUCCAAUAAAAAAACCUUUUGUUUUAGCGAACUCUCAAGUGAUCUGGCAAAUUUCAAGGAACUGCGUACCAAUCAGGGUAAUGACCAUCUUUGCGAAACGAACCAUUCAAACGUUGAUACCGAAAAUUGCAGUGAAAUAAAUGCACCGAACAAUCAAUCCGAAGUAAAAUCUAUGGAGAGAAUUUCUUUGUGUGAUCCAGCUGGGAACGCUUUCACGAUAGCAAAUCAAAGUAAAGUUACUGGCGUGGAUAAAUGUGUGGACUCCCUAGAUUCGAAUAAAUUUCUUCGUGUGUAUUUGCCGACCAUUGCAGAAAACGAAAUGGUUCAACGAUGUUUAACGAGUUUGAAUCGUUGUCUACCUGAAGAUGCAAGUCUUCUGCUUUUUGCUCGUUGGUAUGUAAUAUCAAAUGCACCGGGAACGAAAAGUUCAUAUAAAUUCCAAGAACCCGAGACAAGUUAUUGCGACGACACAGAUGAUUUUGGGAUAAACUAUUUUGAUGGACCUGGAGAAUGGAAUCGUUUUGCUAAUUUUAUAUUAUCAGCUUCAGGUUUUUCGCUUUCUCAUCGGUACACUGGAAACAUCGUAUCUUCGGAAUGUCAAAAUAAUGUAGGUCACAUCUUCCAAUCGUCUAAACGCCGUCGACCCGGUCCUGAGGAAUCUUCAGAAUUAGAUUGGAAUAACUUGGCCAGUCUCUUAGAUUUGGGAUAUGAUAAUCAACUAGUCCAUCCAUCUUUGUUUUUACCAAAAUCAACUAAUUUGUUGAUCACGAAAAUGGACUCCGAUAAAAAUCUUUCUUUUAGUGAUCAAAAACAAACCGUUUAUCUAUCAUAUGUUCGUGAUGAUCCUGAUAGUCAUAUUGUUCUUUCUCAUCUACCGACAAUAUUGUUCGCCUUUCAUUUAACAUAUGAGGAAGCUAAAUUGAAUUCCAUUUUACAAGAUAAAGUGAAACAUUUAGCCGAACUCAAUUUCAUCAUUUCAAGUAUAUUGAAUUUGCCCGCUUAUACCACGUUUUAUGAAACUGAGUAUCCAAAUUUGUGUCACAUCACUUUGGUUACUGAAGUUGAAUUUCCAACUAAGUAUUUAAACUGGCCGGAUAAAAUAUCGUUUGAUAUAGCACCUUGCUUGUUAACAUGGGUAACAAGACAGUUUGAAUCAUUAUUUUCUGGUGAGACGUUUGUUAAAAUAAAUCCUUAUCCUUAUGUGACUGGCGUGAAUGAUUUGGCAACUGCCUUAGCAGGAGUGAUCGUUUCAGCUUUAUCCACAGAAAAGUUGGAAGAGCUUAAAAACGCGGAUUCAAAGUCGGCAGUUCAAUAUCUUUUGGAGUUUUGGUCCGAUCAAAUAUUCAAAUGGAAAACAUUCGCAAAGUCAAGUGGUUCAGUUUAUGAAUGUUCAAGGAAAAGAGAUGAUUUUCCUAUAUUUAAUGAUGAAGAAGUCAAACAUUGGCUACAAAAUGCUGGACCUUACGCUUGUUCUUAUGUUGAGACACUUUUAACUUGCGUUACAUUGUCUAGUAAUAAAUUUUCACGUGAAACUGAGUCAACUGCUUUGCCGAUUUCUGCACAACACUUGGCAUUAUUAUUUCUUAGUCGAUUGGAGUCGAGCAGUAAAUUGUUCUAUGGUGUGUUGAGUAAGAGAUUACGUGUACUGCCACCUGGUUUGUCAAUGAUUUUACGUAUUUUUCUUAGCCGUUGUAGGUUGCAUCCUCCUCCUAAUUGUGAUCCUCAUGUGUAUAGUUUGAUGGGACGUACUGAUUUGGCGAAGCAAGCACACAUGUUAGAUCAUCAAGGAAACUCUAUCUUUGAUUCAGUAUUUAAUUGUUCAAACUCUGUUAGUACAAGUUCUGAGCCAAUUAGUCUACUUAAAAUAUUAUCUGUGCCUUCGUCUGUCGGUGAAACUUCUUCCUGGUCUAUCGAAGAACUCUGGUCAAAUUUAGUUCUUCCUCUUCGAGAUAUAGACUCAUUAUCCUCGAAUGUGGCUGCAUCAUCUCAUGCUCUAUUGUACCAUAUAGAAAACAACCCAUGUUGUCAAGCUUCUUUCAAGAAUGAUUUACGUCUUCGUGAAGCAUAUCGACUUCUUCAAAGUUUCAGUCAUAUUCGUCUUCCUCGUCUGAAUUCCGAAGAUCCUGUCAGUACAUCUCCCAACAAUGCCCCUGGAUCUGAUUUAAAUGCUCGUUUGACAGAAGCAAGGUUUGAGAUGCACUUAGCUGCAGCUGGUAUCCGUGUUUGGGCUUCUGUUAUUGGUCGUGGAAUGCUGACUUUUGGAAUCCUUACAGGUUCGAAAGUACCGACACAACUUCGUGUACCUCCAAUAUGUUUGCGUGGUCGAGCGAUUUCCCCAAGCAGUGGAAGGCGUGUUUUGGUUGACCUCGCUCGAGAGCCCCUCGGGCCUGCUAGUGCAAAUGCGGGUACCAACAGAGCUGGAACUGCUGAGGUGAUUGCGAGUGGCUUAGAUAUAGCUGGGGGUAGUGGAGAUAGACUUGGAAUCACUGGUGUCCAGAGUGUUGACGCUUCUAACCAUCCAGGAAAUUCUGUGGCUCUAGCUAUCGCUUCUUCAUUAGCAUCAUGUGGUGCAGGGGCAUCUUUGCGUACUGUAUCUUUAGGACUGAAACGUAUGACACCAAGCAAUAACUUGCUCAACAAUUAUGCCAGUUCCAAUAUAUCCACGACAGCUACAAACUCAGCAUCUUCUACUGCUUCAUUACUGUCUACUUCCAAUAUUCAACAGUCUCCAGGAGUACUGGCUGCAAAGCACUGGCCAGAUUUUCAUAAUGGAGUGGCUAUCGGUUUAAGUGUAUCACCUGAUGCCUCGAUAGAUGCAACAUGGAUUUUAUAUAACUGUCGUGCUGCCGGACUCACAUCCGCUAAUAAUCGUAAAAAUAAUCUUCGUACUAAUCAAGAUUCUCCAUCAUCUACGGACACGUCUAGUCCAGAACAAGCUGGUCUACUUCUUGGCUUGGGUUUAAAUGGUCACUUAAACAAAAUUACACCUUAUGAUAUAGGAGAAUAUCUUGUACGGGUGCAUGACUUGCACAAUAUGGCUGUACUUUUAGGGUUAUGUGCUGGGAGACGAGGUACAAUGGAUCAGUCUGUUUUGCGACUUAUUGCAGUUCAUUAUCGUCCACUUUUGCCAUCCAAUCCUUUGAUUAAUGUCCAACUUAGUGUUCCUAAUUUAUGUCAAGCUGCUGCCAUUUUCGGUCUUGGGUUACUUUAUCAGGGAUCAGCACAUCGACAUAUUACUAAUUUAUUGAUUAAUGAGCUAGGUCGUUCGUUAAGUGAAGAUUCUCAUUCUGAUAGUGCACACUUAGGAUUAAAUGCAGAUACAGACUCCCAGCAAACUGUUUCCAAUGCGUCGAAUAAUAAUCCAACAAAUAAUACCGUCGGCUGGACGGGUGCUGGUGGUUCAGGGGGUUUUGCAGGUGACAGCUGUGAGCUUAUGGCUCUUUCAGCAGGUCUUGCACUUGGGCUUGUACUCCUACAGAGAGGCGAUACACCAUGUGGUUUGUCUGAUCUACAAUGGGCGGAGAAAUUACGUGCGUAUAUGACUUCGGGGCCAAAGAGUACGAAUUCAGCUGUUGCAGAAAAUCAACAAUACACUAUACAUUUCUCAUGUGAUCUGCACGAAAGGUGUUUACCUAUUCAGCACGUGAAAGGUAGAGGUGCUCCUCGUCGACUAAUAGAUCAUUCAAGACUACCUCAUCAGACGAGUGUUGAACCUGUUAGUCCUCAAAAUAAUUUAUCAGAUUCUUCUACAAGAGGUGCUUCUUUCUCUUCAAGUACCUUUCGAACUCCAAGCUUACUGCUGCACAGUGAUUAUUCAACGGAACCUUUAGUUGAUCCAGAGAGAUUUCUAACCAAUGACUAUUUACAUAACUCAAUGGAUAUCAGAGGAAUCUCUUCAUCCAGUCGACAGCCUUCAUCUCGUCGUCGCAGUUCAUCUAAUACUGGUCCUGCAACAUCUCCAACUCUAACAAAUGGCUUUAAUAGAAUUCCAUCUGCCGUUUCUGACCUUGUUGGUCGUUUGGACGAAUGUUCAACUAAAACAACAUGGAAAAAUCCACAGAUACGGGACCUCCAUUGCUACAACGCAGAUGUUAGCGCCCCUGGUGCUAUGAUGGCUCUUGGAAUGGCUUAUUUGGGUAGUGGUAAUUCCACCGUCAGUAGUUGGCUUCUUCCGCCAUCUUCUUUACGCCAGUUGGAGCUUAUUCGACCCGACUUGCUCCUGUUCCAAGCACUUGCCUAUGGUCUUGUUAACUGGAAUUCAAUAGAACCAACUCAAGAGUGGAUAGAUUCUUACAUACCGGAACAAUUGUUUGAAAGGCUCAGCGAGUCCAUUAGACCUAGACCGAAGUUACAUUCACCGAACGUCUCAGAUAUUCGUGCUACAUUGGGGCAGGCUGAUUUAUCCAGUGAAGAUGAUGUCGAGAAUCGAUGUCCUGAUCAAACAUUUACUGAUUCUUUAUACCAUGCAUAUGGACGUUCUGCAUAUAAUAGGGGCCGUCGAAGUACAUUAAGUAAUGUUCGUGGUCGACCUGUUCGACGUUCAAGGAGAUAUGAUAUAAGACAAUGGUCUGAAGAGGAAUCUAUUGUCGACAAUAUCAAAGCAGUCCCCGAAAAAAUUGAGUGCUUCGAUCAAUUUGGAUUGCACAAUAAAGAUUCAGUGGAUAUUGAAGCCAUAAGUUUGGCUUAUUUAAACAUCUUAGUUGGAUGUGCUUUAGCUAUGGGUUUACGUUAUGCUGGAACAUCGAAUUCAAAUGCAGCUAAUACAUUAUACUCGCUCGCGAGAAGUCUUUUAAACGAUACUUGGUGGCCCCCAUCAUAUUUUACUUUUAAAUCACCGUCUCAAAAUAAGCAAUGUGAUUCAGUAGAAAUAAAGACAUCUUUACCGAAGUCCACGCUAGUUGGAAGUGCAGCUCAGUGUCUUUUAGCUCUCGCUAUGAUACUUGCUGGCUCUGGCAAUCUGACUGUGCUUAAAAUGGUUCGACAACUUCGAGCAAUUCAUUUAUUCAAUUCAAAACCGGAUACUUUGAAUUCUGGACAAAGUAACAACACUGCAUCAGACUCACUCUAUCAUACUGUUACAGCCGCCGCAGCUCGUGCUGCCGCAACCACCCAAACGGUUUCCACUAGCUCAACAGGAGCGUCUGUUAGCGGUCCCGUAUCUGUGGCCUCGGUAUUUGGUGCUGCGCUUGGUCCGAGUUAUGGAUUACAAAUGCUUCUCGCUAACACCGUUGGUUUGUUGUUUCUUGGUGGAGGACGAUUAACACUAGCGAACACACCGGAAGCUGCUGCAAUGCUGGUUAUAUCCUUUUUCCCUCUUCUUCCUACAUUCGCUGGUGAUAAUUGGUAUCAUUUACAAGCUCUUCGUCAUUUUUAUGCUCUCGCUACCAUACCUCGACGCGUCUGUGCUGUAGAUGUUGAUACUGGUCGUGUUGUUCUAUCUAAUUUCGAGGCCAAACUUCGUGAAUCCGAUGUUAUAGUUUCAUCAGAAGAUACUUUUGUCUUCCCAUCUGAUGUAUUAGAAAACAUAGCUUGGCUUGAAAUCAAUCAUAAUUCCAACAAAUAUUGGCCUACUGUUUUUUAUCAUGGGACGAAUAAUUGGAAUCUCUUUAAAAUGACAUUUUAUAAAGCUGGCUAUAUUUUUGUUAAACAACGAGAUGAAGGAGAAGAGUUGAAUGUUCUGCAAUCAUGGCUCGAAGAUUGUUUGAAACAGUGGUUGGAUUUAUCCAUAUUGAAACAAUUAAAGCUGUUAGUCACUUUUUUGAAACGGUUUUCAUCAAACAAGUUGACUGUAUCAACUGGUCACGAACAUAUUGGAAAGUUAUCUCCAUCGUUAUCAUCAUGCUCUGAUUUGGGACGUAUUUUAGCUGCGCGGGUUACUCAAAACUUUAUAAAACAUAAAGAUGAGCUUUCCGUUGGUUUGAAGAAUUACUACUUUGAUGUAUCCAAUGUUACAACUAUUGUUAAUCAGCAUAAUACAUUCCAAUCCAAACUAGUGAAGGCAUUCCGAUUGUGGUUCAGUUUACCUGAUUAUACUAUUCUGUUACCUCAUUUACCUAAAGGUAAACUAGUCGUAGUGGAAUAUUUACCGGAUUCUUUUAGCGAAAUCGCACCAGUGGAAUCGGUCACUCUCAGUGUAAUUCUUUUUCCUGUCAACUUAUCCUCAGCGGCCGAGGAUAUGUUGUAAUAAAAAAAUAGAGGUAUUCAUUUUCCUGUAUCUCUGUUAACAUGCAUUUCUCAGUAACCUUCUCCAGAAUCUACACUGCAACUCAAUAAGUGUUUUUCAGUUGGAAAUGUACUGGACUUCCUCACACCCUCAUUAUAUCAGAUGACCAUAUAAGUUUCAACACUUUCUAUCGAGGUUCCCUGUUUAUCACAUAGACGUUGGUAAGACAGUACGAAGAAACUUACAGACUAAGCAUUUUUGUAAAAAUGUAGCGAAAUUUUGAUAUGUGAACUUAGUAAUGAAUGAUUUGUAUUGAAUUGUUCGCUUAUCGCGAGUAACAAAUUUUAUGGGCUUUAUUGUGCUCAAAUAGUUCUACCUGUUUUAAACUGGAAUUUCUCGAAAAUUCUUAGCAACUCAGUCCAAAUACUUUUAUUCAUCAUACUGAAUGUGCAAGGGAGCCUGUAACUGUACAGGUGGGUUUAGUUUCAAAUUCUGGCGCCUUCGAAGAUUACAUGGAAAAUUUUUAAAUCUAGAGUAUGACCAGGUAAGAUGUAAACAAGGAUUUAGUUGUGUCUCUGUGCCUACAGUUUGGCGAAAGAUUCGGCCUUUCCUUGUAGGUCUACUCCACUUCCACAUGAGACAAAAGCACUACAAACUUCGUAUGCGUGAAAGAGCAAAAUUUCAUUGGAUAAUUCAUUUAAAUGACCAGGGAGUAGGAGUUAUCCUUCAAUAGUAGAGACAGUCCACCAAGUGUUACUUUGAUGAUCACAUUCAUAUUCAGUCGAGUGAUCGAUUAAUUGCAGGAAUCAACGUACCCAAAAUGGAAAGUGGGAUUCUCCAAAUACCGAAGUGUUCUUUUCGAGAUACUGAAACUUCACUUAUUAUUAUAAGGCGGUGUAUGAAACUGACUCCAUACAAGGAGUUCGUCUACGUUACUUAGUCAUCCUAAUCUGAUGGGUUUUCAAGGUCAUAGGCGUUUAGUUAACAAGUAUCUCCCUUUUCCUGGAAAUAUUAGAAACAAUUUCAAAGCAAAAAAUGAGGUGAACGAAAGUUCGGUAACUUUGUAUCACAAUGCAGAAUUUAUUCACUUCUUUCAGGUGCAUUUUGUCAUGCUGGAUGCUACAAGUAUGGUAUAAUAUCGUACAUUUGUCAUUAGUGACAAUGGAUUAUAUAUUUUAGAUCCUUUUGCUCUAAAAGUCCUAAUAAUUACACGCUACCCUAUAUUAAAAGUUCGAAUAGUUCACUUCAUAUUCAAUGCGUUUAUUUUUUCCAGUUGUUGAUACUAGUAGUAACAUAUCCAUCAUUUCAAUUUUAACAUUGAAGCCAAUAAAUCACAACACUAAUUUAACCUAAUAAAAUUUUCGUUUCGAGUAUUACUGAUCAGUAACUUUCUAUUAUUGAGUGUUGUAAUUUGCUGAAUCGAGAUGAUAAAUAUUCGGUUAUAACCAUGGGUCUGUAAGAUUUAGAACGGAUUGAGAAAAACUUCCCUAAUUGAUGAGUGACGGUUGUAAUGUAAUGCUUGAUAACUUGUCAACGAUAGAGUCGAAGCGCGAAGUGUAGCGCACAAAUUCAAAGAUCUCUUAUUCAUAUACUAAGUAGGGAUUGCUAUGUACUGGAUUGGGUGCUGUUUGCGAAUCCCAAAUAUAAUACAUUCAUUUGUACUUAACUAGUACUGUCUGCUUUAAGCUGGACCAUUCCGAAAAUUCUUAGUUGGCAAGUCAGUCUUCAAAUACUUUUAAUUAUCAGCGUAUCCCUAUUGUGCAGAAGUUUCCGUUCAUCUGUAGUUAUUUAUUUAUCUGUCGUAUUUUUGCUCUUCACUUUUCUUUAGAAUGUGGUUCCAUUUAUUUUACUGCUGGUAAGUGUAUGGCAUCUUAGGAUCGAUUUCGCACGUGUAGUUCUCGAAUAAUUAUGAACAGUUUUACCGAGUGACUGAUCACCAGAAUGAAUGGAGGAAUACUUGCCACAAUCUACAAUAUUAGCAAUAGUACAUGCACUAGUCAAAUAAACCUGAAUAAAUGUAUUUCACUUCAGUGUAUAGUUCACACGUCGCCCGAGUAUACGAAUUCAUUUGAGGAGUUACAUAAAAUCUGUUUAGAAAAUCGUAUUCGAUGUAAAAAAAUUACUGUUUAAAGAGUAAAGCAAUACAAAAUAUUGGAAAAUGUCUUGGAUGUUCCGAUUACGAAUAUUUAUACUUAAAGAUCAAGAAUUAUGGAAGAAGGCGGGAUUUAUACAUUGUAUAGUACUUAAGAACAUUAAAAUUUACCGACAAGCAAAAAAUGACUGAUCGUGAGAAUUAUCAUCUAGUUUAAUAUUCAUGUUGGUGUGUGUCUAUUCAGUUCAGUAUCACAGUAAACAAUUAAAAAAAUAUUUAUAACCUUGAGAUGAAUAUACGGUAAACAGUGAAACGUGAUGGAAUGAAAAUAGCUUUUAUUUAAUGUGAAAUUCAUAUAAAAGUCAAACAACGUAAGGAUGUUUUCGUAAGGCUAAAAAAUCACUAUCUCCAAAUUUGGCCAUUGGCCUUUAGACUCCAGAGGCUUUUAAGAUAUUAACAGACUUCAAAAUAUAUAUUUACUGAUUUGGCGUCGAAGCUACUAAUUUUCUAUCAAAAUUAUAUAUGAUUAACUUGUCGAAAAUACCAUUGAAUAAUAUUCUGGGUGAUUGAAUUCCAAUCUAGCAUUUGAAAAACUAUGAUGAUAUUGUUUGGAGUUUGCGAUGCAAUAUCCACAUUCAUAUAUUGGCCGUUUGGAUCUUCCAAUUGACUAGCCGAUCUUUCUCAGCAUACACGGAUCCUGUGAGGACUGUUUCGAAAUGUACGUUCUAUUAUCAGAUGUAUUCUAUUCAAAAAAACUUUCACUUUUAUGGACCUAAGUUACUGUCUAAUUGAACACUUAACAUUUGAAAAUGCAAAUGAGAGACAAUAGAUUUACUGUUCACUCAGUUAUUGUCUGUGCCAAAAGUGAAUAAUGUGCUUACUUAAUUUCUUUAUCAACUCCCGCAAGUAAAAUAUUGCGUUUAAAAUCUAAACGAAAACACGUUAUUGGACCAUUUGCAUUCAGGGUUAAUCGACAUAUUUCUCCUUCGUUCACUGUUUUCUAAAUGAAAAAAAAAUGAGGAUGUUACUUUAUCAAAAAAUAACUUAACUUUAAUGUACAAAUUCCGUAAAAUCAUGAACUUUGACAAUUAGCCAUCAAAUGUUUUUUAGUUUAUUCGAACACUGCCAUAAAAUUUUUGAAGUGAUAAUAAUACGAGUUUAUUUGUAUGACAAACUAAAAAUCCGACUGGCAAAAAUUAGGAAAAAAACUGAUACACUUAGUCAUUAAAUGAAUUAUUAAUGAAGAAGAAUGCUUCCUACGAAAUCAUUGUUUACCAACUCUUUUUUUGUCAUCAAAGUGUUUCUUAUUCUACGAGGACAAUAAUGUAUAAGAGUUUUGUUAAUGUUUGUAACUAUAACAGCCAUAACAUUUUUCCUGAAUGAUAUUUCUACACAACUUUGGACAUUUCCUAAUUGAUUUUUACCACGUUGGUAAUUUUCUUUCUUCACAAGGCUACAUGGUGUCUGAAUAUAAACCUAUCCUGAAAGUACCAUAUAUAUAUAUUAACAGCCAUACAUUAAUUUCCGUUCUUAUUAAAAGAAGUCUCAAUUGUUUGUAGUUAAACAUUUUAGCAGAGGCACCAGCAAACCAAAGUCUCAACCAUGAAUUCAACUAUUUGCACAGUACAAUUACUUUAAAAUAUUCAGAUAAGUAACGGUUGUUUUCUAAAAAUUUAUAUUUUAUAGUUUUCUGUAGUUUGUCUCAUAUUGUUUCUACCUGUACAACCUUUGCAUAAGCACCAAGUGAAGAUUAUCCAUUACUCGGGGCAUCAACAGUGUGUCGAGGAAAUUUCGGACAAAAUAGUAUAACUGUGAUAAUUGGAAAGUAGUGGCAGAAUUAUCUUAGAUCCUAAACUGGAAAAAACAUCUGGAC
Schistosoma rodhaini is the source of this 12748-nucleotide messenger RNA. Lineage: Eukaryota; Metazoa; Platyhelminthes; Trematoda; Strigeidida; Schistosomatidae. The record is from the annotation of a GenBank genome assembly.